Ascochyta rabiei is the source of this 1980-nucleotide messenger RNA. RefSeq lists its product as uncharacterized. The transcript is spliced from 2 exons. The record is from RefSeq and is a predicted model, not a curated record. The coding region runs from base 1 to 1980 and encodes 659 amino acids. Lineage: Eukaryota; Fungi; Ascomycota; Dothideomycetes; Pleosporales; Didymellaceae.
AUGACAGAGCGACUGAGAAAAAGUGAUUCAGAGUUGCUUGCCAAUGAUAUUAGGCUGAUUUCCAUUCAGCCAUCCGAGGACCCCGGAGCUCAGGUGAUAUGUUCCCUGAACCAUUUCGACAUUGGCGAUGGGUUCCUCAGACCUGAAUACGCAGGUCGGUCCCGAAUACAACACCGAAAGGACCCAGACGAGUGGGUAUUUAUCAAUCAUCCUCAAAAAGCCACAGCAGUCUCAGAGAUGCCUGACUUCCGCUACAUCUGGGGCGACUACGUGGCCCUGAGUUACACGUGGGGCGAUCCCGCCAUCACUCGCAACAUCGUAGUAAAUGGCCACACGAUGCCAGUGACGGAGAAUCUCGAAGCCGCGCUUAGGACACUCCGCUCAAAACCAUACAUCAAGGCUGGUUGGAAGAUAUGGAUCGAUGCGCUAUGUAUCCAUCAAAAAGAUAUCGUCGAGCGCGCCACGCAGGUCAAACGUAUGCGUGAUAUCUACGGCAGAUCUAUGACCCCAAUUGUGUGGCUAGGUGCUUCAUCACCAGACAGUGAACAGGCCAUAGACCUUAUCGAGAAACUGGCCGGCGACAAUCAACUUCUCGAUCCUAGCUAUCUCAGCGCGCUAUUGCAGCAAAAUUCCAAAAUUUUCGGUGAGGGUGUCUGGCGAGCAUUGCAUGACUUUAUGUUACGCAGGUUCUGGUCCCGCGCGUGGAUCUUGCAAGAGAUCUCACUUGGAAAAGCAGAUAUGCCUGUACUAUGUGGUGAGCACACAUUGAGGUGGCAGGAUAUCCACAGCGUCUCCAAGACUCUCAACAAGUCCGAUGAGAUUAUCAGAAAAUACAUGCGCGACGAAGUAUUAGAUGUCGGUCGGGAGCUCGACACCAAAGUCUGGGAAACGUUUGGCGUAGUUGAGGUCAUUGAAGUUAUGAAAGGAGAGAUGAGGACAGAGGACAGCAUCAACCUAUUCCGCAUCAUGUAUCUAAGCCGACUCGUCGAUGUUACUGAUCCGCGAGACAAAGUCUAUGGGCUACUUGCGCUCAUGGACCAAGAGCUCACGCGGCAAAUCAAACCAGACUACGGGGCUACGAUCGAACGUGUCUACACGGAUUUUGCCAAACUCAGCAUUCAGAUCACCAAAUCACUCGACAUCUGUAGGCAUGUGGGUGUGCCUGGACCCACGGCACUCCCUUCAUGGGUUCCGGACUGGAUGUCUCCUCGCAGAUUGGGCUCGCUAGGCGAUAUACCGCAUAGAGCCAGCGGUAAUGCUACGGCCCAAGUAAGAUACCCAUUUCCGGACAUCCUGUCUUGCCGCGGGUUUGUCUUUGAUACAUUUGACGGCAUGGGAUGUGUCUGGAAAGACGAACACGGCAAUGGAUGGACCAAGAGUACUGUAAUACAGACUACCGGCACCUCAAAUGCCUACGGAGAUCGCGCAGCCAUGUGCGAAGCACUCUGGAAGAGUUUGGUUGCGAAUCGAAACUACCUUGUCGAGACUUUGACAGACGACUAUGGCGCGCUACUCGCUGUACCCGCUUUGCACGCCGCGCAAGGACAGUUGCCCAACGAGGACCUUGAGAUGAUAGCGACGAGUCAUCUACUGCAAUACUGUAUGGGCUUUUACGCUGGUAAUGCCGACUUUCUUAUUGCUGGCAGACUGUUGUCGCAUUACUUCAACGAUAAUCCUGACUUUACUGUUAUGGACCCCUCAGUACUUCGUGAUGCGCUGGUAGCCAGAGACCGCAUCAACCUUUCUCGCCGCUUGUUCACAACCAGCAAGGGUUUCGUGGGCAUGACUAAUCAGGAUACCAAAGCUACGGACAAGAUCUGUGUCCUGUUUGGGUGCAGUACACCGGUCGUUCUCAGGGAAGUGCAAGAUGCGAGAUACGUGCUUGUCGGGGAGUGCUACGUGCAUGGACUCAUGGAAGGAGAGGGGCUGGAGAUGGUGGAGGAGGGGCGGGUAGAGGUCGGGGUGUUCGAGAUUCUGUAG